Lathyrus oleraceus (garden pea) is the source of this 2474-nucleotide messenger RNA. Its product is annotated as histone-lysine N-methyltransferase, H3 lysine-9 specific SUVH5. Bases 354 to 2324 code for a protein of 656 amino acids. Gene Ontology annotation, cellular component: nucleus. Gene Ontology annotation, molecular function: zinc ion binding; histone methyltransferase activity; protein binding. The record is from RefSeq and is a predicted model, not a curated record. The transcript has 3 exons. Lineage: Eukaryota; Viridiplantae; Streptophyta; Magnoliopsida; Fabales; Fabaceae.
UGAUUUCGAAAAAAAAUAGAUAAAUUCUUAUAAAAAUGAGCAUUUAAAUAGGUUAUUUAUCGAAAUGUAACCUUAGAAGUGAGCAAUAGCAAACCCUUGUUAAAAAUUGUGCAUGUGUUAACCCUCACCGACCCUCAAUUUUAGUUUGACUAAUUUGCUGAAGUUGGUCCACAAAUCACACAAAACACGCUGCCAAUCUCUUCAUUCGCGUUGCUGUUCUUUCAAUGUGGGUUUUCUACCUCCACAGAGUCGUCGUUGUUGUUCGUCGAUGAACCAACAUUCAACGUCUUCGUUGAACCACUUGACCCUCAUUUUUCGCUCUUUGUUCCUUCACUUUUGAUCUUCUAAUAGCUAUGGACCCAUCACAUCUACAGCUUCUUAAAAGAGAGAGGGAUACACAAUAUCAAUUAAUGUCAAAGCGCCGAGUAACCCAAAAUGGAAGACUAUCCCCUUUUAGAACAAACACACAACUUAAACCAUUCCAAGUAACCCAAAAUUGUGGAUCCUCCUUUUCCAAAACAGGCCCACAAUUUAAACCACAUGAAGCCCCUUCUUCUAAAACAGGCUCACAACUUAAAGCAUUUCAAGUAAUCAAAAAUGGUAGGCCUUCCUCUUCUAAAAAAGCCCCACUGGUAAAACCAUUUAAUCUCUCUAGCAAGACAAUAGUUCCUAAAAACAUCAACACUAAGAAAACAUGGCCAAAUGUUCAAAGAACCACUGAACCUGAGAAAACCAACCCACCACUAUUCAAAAGCUUCAAAAAGAAAGUUGAAGAUAAGAAUCUGCAUUUACAACGUUAUUCUGAUGAUGCAACUUACAGAAACAACAAAGAGAAAGAAAGAACAACCUUCAAAAACCAGUCUUCAUUGGUUUCUCAUGAUAGUGCAAAGAACAAAGUUAAAUGUGCAUUGAAUCACUUUCAAACUUGUGUCAGGAUAUCUACUCUAUCCGGUAAUGCAAUUCCUAUGGAAGCAUCUAAAAUUCUGAAACGUAGAGGCAAGUUUCUUCACGAAGGGAAAAAGAUUAUAGGAGAUGUCCCUGGAAUAGAAGUUGGUGACAUGUUUCAGUAUUUUGAAGUUCUGAAUGUUGUGGGUCUCCAUCGUAAUAUCUUCAACGGAAUUGAUCAUGUGAGAUACAAUGGGGAGUUGAUUGCAACUAGCGUUGUUUCAUGCCGGUUAUAUGAUGAUGAAUUGGAUGAUGCAGAAGUGGUGAUUUCUACAGGAGAAGAAGGUAAUGUUAUUAAUAAUCAUAAUCAACUUAAAGAAAAUCUUGCAUUGAUGACAAGUUAUUAUGCUAAGAAUCCUGUUAGAGUUAUAAUUAAUUUAAAUUCCAAUAAUGGUAGUGGUAGUUUCAAUGGUGAUGAAAAAUAUUGUUACUAUGGUGUUUACAAGGUUGACAGGGUUCAUCCAGAAAUUGGAAAAUCAGGUUACAAGUUUCUUUUGGUUAAAUCACCUUAUCAGAAAAAGAUUGCUUGCAAUGAAUUGAGGAAGUAUAAAAAAAUUGUUAAAAGAGAAAAGUGUUUGAAAUUUGUUAAAGAUAUUUCUGAGGGAAAAGAGUACUUUCCUAUACCUAUGACUAAUUGUGUGGAUUCUGAAAGUGUUCCGGAUUUUCAAUACAUUACUCGCAUGGUUAAUCAUGAAAGGUGUAAGUCGAAAAGGUUUAAUCAUCUUAAAGGCAAUGUUGGAUUUGAAUGUGUUGGUAAUUAUUCUGAUUCAGAUAAAUGUUCAUGUGUUGUGAAGAAUGGACGAAAAUUUCCAUUUAAUAGGAAUGGAACUAUUGAGGUAACAGAAAAGAAUAUAAUUUAUGAGUGUGGUCAUUAUUGUAAGUGUUCUUCAAAAUGUUGUAAUAGAGUUUCUCAAUAUAAAAUAAAAUUUCCACUUGAGAUUUUCAAGACUAAGGAAAAAGGGUGGGGUGUGCGAUCAGAAAAGAAAAUUCCUUCAGGAAGUUUUAUAUGUGAGUAUUUAGGUGAGAUAAUUGAAGAUAAGAAAGCUGUGAAAAUGAUUGACAAUGACGAGUAUUUAUUUAACAUUGGUAAUACAAAUCACAAGGAUGGUGUGUUUACCAUUGAUGCUGGUAAGUGUGGCAAUGUGGCGAGAUUUAUCAACCACAGUUGUUCUCCGAAUUUGUUUUGUCAAAAUAUUCUUUUUGAUCAUGAUGAUGUUAGGAUUCCACACAUCAUGCUAUUUGCAGCUGAAGAUAUUCCGCAAAAGACAGAGCUGACUUACAAUUACAAUUACAAGAUAGAUCAAGUAGUUGAUAAUGGAGUUGUGAAGAAAAAGUAUUGCUAUUGUGGAGCUUCCGAAUGCGUUGGUAGACUAUAUUAAUGAGUUUCUCAAAAAAGGUGACAUUCAAGCCUAGAAGUUUCACCUUUCAGUUUCUCUACAACAAAUAUUCCUUUAGACUUUAGUUUAAUUGCAAUUUCAAUAUUUAGCAAAAAUAAUAGAUUGGUUAUAUACAGAAGUGCGAUUACUUUA